Molecule: messenger RNA, 3459 nt
Organism: Poecilia reticulata (guppy)
Lineage: Eukaryota; Metazoa; Chordata; Actinopteri; Cyprinodontiformes; Poeciliidae
Gene: aida
Product: axin interactor, dorsalization associated
Biological process (GO): determination of ventral identity
Cellular component (GO): membrane
Molecular function (GO): phosphatidylinositol binding
Source: RefSeq, a predicted model, not a curated record
GGAAGGCGAUGAUAUGCAAAAUUUGCAGUCUGAAGAAGAAAGCCAGAACAAAAGCAGUCAGAACACCAGGCACUGCAGGCUUCACAGAACAUAUAGUUCGUUAUUCAAAAAUAAAAAAUAAAACACUGCUAACAUAUAUUAUUCAAAUGUUUUUGAAUGUAACAACCAUUUUAUGUGUCCAGGUAGCAAUUUACUACAGCAAUAGCUAAAUAUGACUGGAACUUCAACCAUAUUAUGUCGUUAUGUAACCGACGUCCACUCGGGCGACCCCGCAUCCCGAAACAGGCGCACCCCGAGUUCCAGGCGGGACUUCCUCUCUCCUGCGGAUGCGACAUCAGGGCUGAGGCAGGCAGAAAGGGCUUGGUCGGGGUGUCACCGGGUCCUGAUCCGUGCGUCUCUCUCCGGACGGCAGAUAUCCCAGCCGAACUGGACGCCGCUGUCGCCGCAGCCGGAAGCCCCCCGUAGAGGAGCCUCCUCCUCGGCUAUGCUGCCCUGAGAGCGCCGCGACCACCCGCCCCGCCAAAAUGUCUGAUGUCAACAAGACUGUUCAGAAAUGGCACGCCAGUUUUAAGAAAGGCACAGACUUUGACUCGUGGGGGCAAUUAGUGGAGGCGAUAGAUGAGUACCAAAUUCUCGCCAGACAACUGCAAAAGGAGGUCCAGUCUACAAAUUCUUCAGACUUCACAGAGGAGCAGAAGAAAAACUUAGGAAAGAUUGCAACAUGCCUGGAGAUGAGAAGCGCCAGUUUGCAGUGCACCCAGUCAAAGGAGGAGUUCAAGUUAGAAGACCUGAAGAAACUGGAGCUCAUAAUCAAGAACAUACUCACCUAUAACAAAGAGUUUCCCUUCGAUGUCCAGCCAGUGCCAUUAAGGAAAAUCUUGGCUCCGGGUGAGGAGGAGAACCUGGAGCUGGAGGCAGAGGACGAUGCUGCUGCAGGAGCAGGAUCGACAGAAACAUUCCCACCGCGAGCUCCCGGUACUCUGUGGCCACGGUUACCGUCAGAACCCGGGAUGACGCUACUCACACUAAGAAUAGAGAAAAUUGGGUUGAAGGACGCCGGCCAGUGCAUCGACCCGUACAUGAGCAUCAGCGUCAAAGAUGUGAACGGAGUUGAUCUGAACCCGAUGCAGGACACGCCUGUGGCCACCAGGAAGGAAGACACGUACAUUCACUUCAGCGUGGACGUAGAAAUUCAGAGGCAUGUAGAGAAAUUACCAAAAGGAGCAGCUAUCUUCUUUGAAUUCAAGCACUACAAGCCCAAAAAGAGGUUCACCAGCACAAAAUGCUUCGCCUUCAUGGAAAUGGACGAGAUCAAACCCGGACCGAUUGUCAUUGAACUGUACAAGAAGCCAACGGACUUUAAGAGGAAGAAACUGCAGCUGCUCACAAAGAAGCCACUUUAUCUCCACCUCAAUCAGACGCUACACAAGGACAGCUAAACCCCGUCUCGCCGAUUAAUCUCACUGCAUAUCCAGGGAAACGUGGUGUUCCUCCUCAUCGCCACAUUCAGCAAUACCAAAUGAAGGCUGAGGUGUGAAGAAAGUAAAAAGGAUCCGAUCUCCUCGCUCGGAUUUUAUGAAUUUAAGUGCUUUUUUUUUUCUUCUGUUACAGGGAGUCCCGUUAAUAUACUUUAAACCAGCAGAAACAUUUUAAAGCGGUUUAAGAUGCCUCCUCAUGUUCAGUCUUCCACAUGUAGCUCUCUGGUUUUUCUUUACAUAUGGAGUCACUGCAGGUACUUCUGGUUUGUUUUGUUAUGUCACAAAACUCUGGACUUAAAAACGAAAAAAAAAACAACAACAAAAAAACAGCAAAUCAUUAACUUCUUAAUCCAACCACUGUUUUGGGAAAACUUUAAUCCGCUUCCUGGAAUAUUUACAGUAGUUUGUUCGAUUUAGCGUUUGUUCUUUGACUACUGCUGCUGCUGAAUAUGUCUGGAAAAGGGGUUUAAACUGAGGCAUUUAAUCGGGAUUGAUGCCACUGAAAACACACUACUGGGUUUACAAGAAGUCGGCAACAAGAUUGUGAAACUGUCAAGAGUUUUAGCAGAUUUGGCACAAUUCCCUUAAAUAAUUAGAACAUAAAAGCUGCUAAAAGUGUGCAAAACUGUACGUAUCUGUCAGGAUUUGCUGUAGCAUACUAGAAUUGUAUUAAACUCCACUAUAUGUUGGUGUUUUUAACUUCAAACGGAGAUAAACACCUAAGAUUAUAAAACUUUUCAUUAUAUUAACAGUAUGAUCUGAAAAAGUAUUUCUCCCCUUUCAGAUUUUCUCAAGCAAAGAUGAAUAAAAAAAAAAAUUGAAAAAGAGGCUUUUAUUUUAUGAAGUGAACAACACAUUUCCAAAUUAACUAACCAGGGGUUAGAGAUAUUUGGUGAUAAGCAAAUUAGCCCCACAUCAUCACUAUGGCCCAAAGAGUUUGAAAGUAUUAACCGUUAUUGGACAGAUGUAAAGGACUUUGUUUCACAUCUGUUCUGGAGUUUAUUUAGAUCAGGAUGUUAUUUGUCAUUUGAAAACUUUUAGCCUACUUCAUGUUGUUUGACUGGCUCUGUUAAGAUUUUUUUUGUUUUGUCUGUAUAGGUGUCAGGUUUGGGUGCGGUCAGUAUAAUCUUAUCAAAAAUAAUUGGUUACAGUCACAACUGGAGGGAUUUUCUGGUUUGUAAAGUUUUCUCAUUUUAAUAAAUGGAAAAAAAUUAAGUAUCUACUCAGCGGGCAAAUACUUUCUCACAUUUUUUUACCGUUAGUAAUUUGGAAACAGGAUCCACUAAUUGCGCUCCAGUUCUUCCCAUUUAUGUUUUAAGUUUUAAGAUGUUUAAAACAUUGAAAUCUGCCUCACAGAAAUACCAAACUUUGUCUCUGAAUCCUAAGAACUUUUAAAAAAUAAACAAAAAAUAAAGUUACUUCUUGUUUUGGACAACAAACCCAAACUAUUUGUUCAGAUUGUUCUGGUUUAAUAUAUUUUAAACAUACAAUGCAAUUAUUUUUUUUAGUUAAUUUGCAAAGGGAAACGUGAAAAGAGGUAUUUAAAUGAGAAUUUUUAAAAAUUCAGUAUUAAACCUUCCGGAUGGAUUCAAUUCAGUUCUACGUCAAAUGCUUAAAAAAAUUGUAAAGCAGAAAAAGUAUUGAGAUGUUUUUUAAAUCCAGUGGUUUUUUUUGUGCAGUUUUAAACAUGAAGGUUAAUUGAAGCUGUGAUAAGAUGCAUCUCUUCACGUGGAUGAAGAACAGAAUUGUUCAAAUGUAAUCCAUUACUUUGUAAUGCUAUUUAACUUCACUUUCUGUCACAUGUACGUGGUUAAAAUCUGCUUGUAGACUUUAUUUUUGUAACAUCACUAAAAUGAGGACAAAAACUGUAAGAGAGACUAACUGAUGGAUUAACUGUAAAUGUGCAUCGGGAACUGUUUGCAAUUUUUUUGUUCAAACAUUUACAAUUAUUUUUGAUUUAUAAUAAACUAUAACCGAGGCA